AUGCAGCUCUCAGGACCCACCCUGGUCGCCGUCGCCACCGGCAUCGUCGGAUCCGCCUGGGCGUCAGGCGUCAUCACGAGCCUCACGCUCAUUUCUAUCCCAUCUGCAAAGGCGGUGCCGGAAAAAGCCACGGCCUUCUGGGCCGACGUAUACGCCCGCGGUGCCAACCUCAUGCCAAGGGCCGGAGCCACCGUCGCGCUGGCCUAUACGUACGCCGCAUACGACGUGCGUCGCGCGGGCGGGCAGUGGCAACUGUUCGCGGCCGCGGCCGCAAGUGUCGUCGGCAUCGUGCCGUUCACACUUCUCGUCAUGACUGACACCAACGACAAGCUGCACAAGCUGAACAAGGACGGCACAUCUGGGACGGAACCCCAGGCGAAGGAAUUGCUUGACCGCUGGGGCAUUAUGAACUUUAUGCGCGGCCUGUUGCCUCUUGCCGGUACUAUUCUGGGCAUCAAGGCGUAUCUUGAUAAUUCGCAGUGA
Messenger RNA from Purpureocillium lilacinum, 483 nucleotides. RefSeq lists its product as uncharacterized. NCBI's taxonomy places the organism in Eukaryota, Fungi, Ascomycota, Sordariomycetes, Hypocreales, Ophiocordycipitaceae. The record is from RefSeq and is a predicted model, not a curated record.